Molecule: messenger RNA, 594 nt
Organism: Danaus chrysippus (African queen)
Lineage: Eukaryota; Metazoa; Arthropoda; Insecta; Lepidoptera; Nymphalidae
Source: the annotation of a GenBank genome assembly
AUGCGAGUUUUAUCCCUGUGGCUACUGGCGUUAAUGUUGCCCGUAGCGCUUGGCAUGUGCGAGCGUGGUCGGACGUGGUGGCAUCGGCAGAAGGGUCUUUGCCUGCCGUGCACCCGCUGCGACCCUCGCCGCCUCGCCGUCCGAUACCCCUGCGAACCACACAGAGACACUAUCUGCCAGCCACUAUAUGAAGUCCGGAUAUGGCCUUUCAGUACAGACAAUGACACGGAUUACGAAUAUUACGAUUACAGUGACGUGACUAGUGAUUACAGUGAUGUGAGUGAUGACACGUGGGAUAUUCAAACUUCAACGUUGACUUUGGCUGUUAGUGGUUGCGUUGUGUUCUUUGUUGUUGUCCUGACCUUAUCGCUUUAUCACGCUAAGCAGUGGCGCGUGCUCAAACAGGCCCUCAAGUCAGACGUACAAGACCUAUCAGCCAAGCUGAAGUUGGUGGAGGCCGGUGAGUCUCCUCGUGACCCUAUACCCGCUGGACAUAUAUACUGCAACAUACACGUCGGCAAAGAUGCUUUAAUGGGCACUACGACGAAGAAUUGUUUGGGGAAUGUCUACACACAAGAAAAACACACACCAUGA